AUGGGGCAGGUUUGUCUGGAGCGUGAGGAAGAGGCUGCCUGUGUCAUUAUGUGUGCGUCGGUCAAGUACAAUAUCCGGGGUCCUGCCCUCAUCCCAAGAAUGAAGAGCAAGCACCGAAUCUACUACAUCACCCUCUUCUCCAUUGUCCUCCUGGGCCUCAUUGCCACUGGCAUGUUCCAGUUCUGGCCGCAUUCCAUCGAGUCCUCCAGCGACUGGAGCGUGGAGAAGCGCAGCGUCCGGGACGUGCCGGUGGUCAGGCUGCCCGCCGACAGCCCCAUCCCCGAGCGGGGCGAUCUCAGCUGCAGGAUGCACACGUGCUUUGACGUCUACCGCUGUGGCUUCAACCCAAAGAACAAAAUCAAGGUGUACAUCUACUCUCUGAAGAAGUACGUGGAUGACUUUGGUGUCCCAGUCAGCAACACCAUCUCCCGGGAGUAUAACGAACUGCUCACGGCCAUCUCUGACAGUGACUACUACACCGAUGACAUCAGCCGUGCCUGCCUGUUCGUCCCGUCCAUCGACGUACUUAACCAGAACACGCUCCGCAUUAAGGAGACAGCACAAGCCUUGGCCCAGCUCUCUAGGUGGGAUCGAGGUACAAACCACCUGCUGUUCAACAUGUUGCCUGGAGGUCCCCCCGAUUAUAACACAGCGCUGGAUGUCCCCAGAGACAGGGCUCUAUUGGCUGGUGGUGGCUUUUCUACAUGGACUUACCGGCAAGGCUACGAUGUCAGCAUUCCCGUCUACAGUCCGCUGUCAGCUGAGGUGGACCUUCCAGAGAAAGGACCGGGUCCCCGGAGGUACUUCCUCCUGUCCUCUCAGAUGGCUGUCCACCCCGAGUACAGAGAAGACCUGGAGGCCCUCCAAGCCAGACACGGGGAGGCGGUGUUAGUCCUGGAUAAGUGCACCAACCUCUCAGAGGGCGUCCUCUCCGUCCGUAGGCGCUGCCACAAGCACCAGGUCUUCGAUUACCCCCAGGUGCUGCAGGAGGCCACUUUCUGUGUGGUCCUUCGAGGUGCUCGGCUGGGCCAGGCGGUACUGAGUGACGUUUUACGCGCCGGCUGUGUCCCCGUUGUCAUUGCAGACUCUUACGUUUUGCCUUUCUCGGAAGUUCUUGACUGGAAGAGAGCAUCUGUGGUUGUGCCAGAAGAAAAGAUGUCAGAAGCGUACAGUAUUUUGCAGAGCAUCCCCCAAAGACAGAUUGAAGAAAUGCAGCGGCAGGCACGGUGGUUCUGGGAAGCGUACUUCCAGUCAAUUAAAGCCAUUGCCCUGGCCACUCUGCAGAUCAUCAAUGACCGCAUAUAUCCAUAUGCUGCCCUCUCCUAUGAAGAAUGGAAUGACCCCCCCACUGUGAAGCGGGGCAGUGUGAGCAACCCACUCUUCCUCCCACUGAUUCCACCACAGUCCCAAGGUUUUACCGCCAUCGUCCUCACCUACGACCGAGUGGAGAGCCUCUUCCGGGUCAUCACUGAAGUGUCCAAGGUGCCCAGUCUGUCCAAGCUGCUCGUUGUCUGGAAUAAUCAGAAUAAAAAUCCCCCAGAAGACUCUCUCUGGCCCAAAAUCCGGGUUCCAUUAAAAGUUGUGAGGACUGCUGAAAACAAAUUGAGUAACCGAUUCUUCCCUUACGACGAAAUCGAGACAGAGGCUGUCCUGGCUAUCGACGAUGAUAUCAUCAUGCUGACCUCUGAUGAGCUGCAGUUUGGUUAUGAGGUGUGGCGGGAAUUUCCUGACCGGUUGGUGGGUUACCCAGGUCGUCUGCAUCUCUGGGACCAUGAGAUGAAUAAGUGGAAGUAUGAGUCGGAGUGGACCAAUGAGGUAUCCAUGGUGCUCACGGGGGCAGCGUUUUAUCACAAGUAUUUUAAUUACCUGUAUACCUACAAAAUGCCUGGGGAUAUCAAGAACUGGGUGGAUGCUCAUAUGAACUGUGAAGACAUUGCCAUGAACUUCCUGGUAGCUAACGUCACGGGAAAAGCUGUCAUCAAGGUAACACCGCGAAAGAAAUUCAAGUGUCCUGAGUGCACAGCCAUUGACGGGCUUUCGCUAGACCAGACGCACAUGGUGGAGAGGUCCGAGUGCAUCAACAAGUUUGCUUCAGUCUUCGGGACGAUGCCGCUCAAGGUGGUGGAGCACCGAGCUGACCCUGUCCUGUACAAAGAUGACUUUCCCGAGAAACUGAAGAGCUUCCCCAACAUCGGCAGCUUGUGA
Messenger RNA from Puma concolor (puma), 2205 nucleotides. RefSeq names its product exostosin glycosyltransferase 2 (gene EXT2). Lineage: Eukaryota; Metazoa; Chordata; Mammalia; Carnivora; Felidae. The record is from RefSeq and is a predicted model, not a curated record. Gene Ontology annotation, cellular component: membrane. Gene Ontology annotation, molecular function: glycosyltransferase activity.